ACUGAAUGCAAAUCGGCCUUGAGCAAACCGCUGCGAGAAUUGUUGGUUGAGCAAGAAUCACAGGAACCUGUUAGACCCGAUGUCGCCCGGACCGAUAAUCCUUCGUUGAUGGCCGUGAAUUGUCAAAUGCCAGAAAUGUGUCUUACCCGAGUACAGCGAGACGGAUUUCAUAGCCCAUUUCGUAAUGCAACUUUAGAUUUUCUGCUUAAUCCAAAAACGAGCAAUUCGCUCGGUCGUUUGUCCAAUGGCCAAAUAGGAGUUGUUCUAUCCCCACCAGAACGUCAAGCCUUAUUUGAAUGGUGGAUAGAAUUCGGUAAACGUCGGUCUCAGUAUGUGCCAAUAUACGCUCGAGGCGCUUGGACCGGUGUAUCCGUAGACAACUCUGCAACAGAAAAACGAAAACGCGUGCAACUCAGUGACGAGCCCGUACUUCCGGCGUCUGUCGAACGAUUUAUCCGUGCGCAUGAUCGCCAGCUUGCUGAAAUCCUCCAGUUAAGUGCACUGAACGAACAUGGAAACAUUAGCGAGGAGAAGGACGUUGCUACAUCCGCUACAGAAUCACCGAAUCCUCCUCAUGCAGCGCACAGCGCUGAAAACGGGACGCUUGACAACCAUUCAUCUGGCACACAGCCUCCAUCUGCGCAGACAAAAAAUGCGGCGGUUGCAUUCGGACCAAGCGAGAGUAUUCAGUGGCUUGUACAAAUAUGCUCCAUGGCCUGUGGUUCCACCCAUUGGAGCCAAUUACUUACGGAGAUCGAAAUGCUCGAGUUGAUGCUGUUCCCCAAAGAGGGCACGCCUGAGAAAUUUCGCCAGGCUGAUCUGGCCCUGAUUUCUUGUUUGGAUUUGCGUUGA
Molecule: messenger RNA, 852 nt
Organism: Echinostoma caproni
Lineage: Eukaryota; Metazoa; Platyhelminthes; Trematoda; Plagiorchiida; Echinostomatidae
Source: the annotation of a GenBank genome assembly